ACAGUAUGGAAAAUUUGUGCUAGCCAGCAUGAAUCGUAGCAUUGAUCCUUGUGAGAAUUUCUAUGAAUAUAGUUGUGGUGGCUGGAAAAAGUCUGACAUAAUCCCGGAGAAGGCGCGCAAUACAAGUUUUCUAUAUGCUAUUCAGCAGAAAAUAGAUGAACAAGUUCUAGAGUUUCUGACAAAUGUCACCAAAAAGGAUUUGGAAGUCAAUUCAACAUCAGCGGAAGUGAAAGCUAAACAAUUCUAUGCAAGUUGUUUGGAAAUGAAAGCAAACAUGUCUCAGGGCUAUCAACACAUAAUGAGUCUGCAGGAUGUUGCAUUUAAGGAUGUGGCAAAAAAUGAUUCCCUAAAUUGGAUAGAUAUCAAUUUUAUGUCCUCAUACGAAGUGUAUCCUUUGUUACCCAUGAAGGUGCAUUAUAGCACGGCAACAAGAAAAUUUGAUAUACUUCUAACACCACCGGGAAAACUCUUUUCCAAUAUCAAAGAGGAGGCCCUGAAGAAUAUGACCAAGGAUUUUGGUUUCGAUGAGAAAGGUGCUAAGGACUUUCUCUCGACUUUUGCGAAUCUCACACAAUUCGAAAGAAAUCUUACAGAUCAUGCAAAAACGCGCAAUGAAACGGAACAACUUACAUUAGGGGAAUUCAUAAGCAAACAUCGUUUGGAUAGAGUCAAUUGGACGAGAUAUUUCGAGGUGGCAUUUAAUCAUUCCCAGAAUGCCGAUUGGCCUGUUCUAAAUCAAUUGGAUAAUGUCAAUGAAUUGGUUUACUUUCUUGAAAGUACCAACAAGGAAACUUUGAUAUCCUACGUGAAAUAUCGUGUUUUGCUUAAGUUCUAUACCCUGUGGAAGACACAAUCGAAGUUGGGAGGUGUGAAGAGUGAGUGUCGUUCGCAUACCGAAACCUAUUUCAAUUACGCCUUGUUGCCAUGGUUCAUUGGCAAAGUUUUCGAUAAGGAACAACGUGCUGAUAUCUUGGGAAUAGCCAAGGAUAUAAAAGAUACCUUCUAUGAUCUCCUCGAUCAUUAUACAUGGCUAGACGAUGAGACGCGUUCACAAGCGAAGACGAAAUUGGCUUCUAUGGAUAUUUUGGUGGGCUACACGGAUGAUUUGCAGCAUCGUGAUAUGAUUGAUCAGGUGUACAAGGACAUUGAGAUGACUACAAAUUGGCAUGAGAAUCUCUGUACGCUGGAACAAAAUCGUGCCAAGAUCCGACUAAAGUCAGUGGAUAAAGCCUUGAUACCUCAGAUGAUGCCAACGCGUACAGUGAAUGCUUACUAUGCGGACUUUUUGAACUUGGCCUUCAUCACCAUUGGCAUGUCCCAGUGGCCCUUCUAUCAUCUGGAUUUUCCACCAGUUCUCAAAUACGCUGGUGUCGGUAAUAUAAUUGGUCACGAAAUGGCCCAUGGUUUCGACUCGUAUUGUUAUCAAUACAAUUAUGAUGGCAAACGGGUCAACUGGUGGUCCGCAGCAUCGCUGAGGAAUUUCAAGGAGAGAUAUCGUUGCCUUGAAUCGCAAUACAAUAAAUUCAUAGUUAUGGGCAUUCAAACGAAUGGUAGUUUAACUUCCGGUGAUAAUAUUGCCGACAAUGUGGGCCUGCGUAUGGCCUAUUACGCCUACAAGAAGAGAACCGGGGACAAGGCUUGGCAGGAUAAACCAUUGCGUGGCUUGGACUUCACCAAUAAGCAAUUGUUCUUCCUCAAGUUUGCUCAAACCUGGUGCAAUGGCAAGGACGAUGCUGCCAAGAUGAGUAAAAUAAAGACUGAUGUGCAUGCCUAUGAUGAGUUUCGAGUAGUUGGCACUCUAGGCAACAUGCCCGAGUUUAGUGAGGCUUUUAAAUGUAAAUUAGGCACCGAUAUGAAUCCUUUGAAGAAGUGUGUCGUUUGGUAGCAACAAGAUAAA
Messenger RNA from Drosophila willistoni, 1897 nucleotides. RefSeq names its product endothelin-converting enzyme homolog. The record is from RefSeq and is a predicted model, not a curated record. The transcript has a single exon. Gene Ontology annotation, biological process: protein processing. Bases 29 to 1885 code for a protein of 618 amino acids. Gene Ontology annotation, molecular function: metalloendopeptidase activity. Gene Ontology annotation, cellular component: plasma membrane. NCBI's taxonomy places the organism in Eukaryota, Metazoa, Arthropoda, Insecta, Diptera, Drosophilidae.